UUUAACUCUGCAACUCCCAGCCUCGCUCAGCCAAACCCACGACCUCUGUCACCCCGCUGAUGGGCUGGGACUUCUUAAAAAAAAGAUUAAAAAAAAAUCACAUCCGGCCACCAAUCCUGAGGCAACGAGCAGGGCAGGAAUCCUCCCCCUGCCGCUGCUGAAUGCCGCAGGGGAAAACAGGACAGUCCCCAGAGUCACAACCCAGCCCCUCUGACACAACCCACUGCUGCCGUCCAAGGCAAACAAGCAGCUCUGUCCCUCUGCUCAUCACCACCCUGGUGGCCCAGCACCAAGUGUGACAGCUGACUGUGUGCCCCGGGCAAAGCUGGAACGGAGACGCUGGCAGCGGUGUGGAUGUGCCACGGGCACGGAUGCUCUGGCAGGAAAGAUGCCAGGAAGCAGGAGCUGCCACGGAGAGCUUGGGGCUGGGGGGUGAUGGAUGUCACUGUGAGUGGUCCCCAGCGUGGUGUGACCUUUAGCAGCCACAGGCAAUGCCAGCUCCUGGCUGUGCCCCUGCUGAAGGAGCUGCAGCUGACCGGGCAGGUGGCCGCUGCUCGGGAGGAGGAGGAGGAGGAGGAGGAGGAGGAGGCUGCCUGCAGCCCCUGCCCGCGGGACCAGCAGGGAGCCCUGCCACUCUUCUACACGAAACCAGAUCAAAACAGCAACACCUGCUUCCCACGCUGUGGUUAUCUGCACACUCGCGAGGGACCAGUGAGACACCCCCGGACGUGCCGCAGCCGGAGACAGAGAAGAAAGCAAAGCCGGUUCCUUAAAUCCUGGGGGCGAGAGGAUUUCAGAGCCAUGGGCGGCCGGCAGCGGCGAGCAAACGGGCAGCGAGGCUGGAAACCAGGUCACAGGCGGCAGAGUCCUGACCCCGAUGGCAGAAGUUGGUGGGAACACAUGCUCCGGCCCCAGCGCUCUUCCCUUCGGAGGCAGCAGCGCUCUCCGCUCCCCGCCGCUCGCUCCCCGAGCGUUCCAGCCGGCUGCAGCCGCGCUCGUUAAGGUGGAUGGAAGCGCCGCCAGUAUUUUCUCUCCCCUACCUCAUCUCCUUGCUCAGCAGCUCGGGGCUAUAGGGAGACUGUGGAGUUUCAGGAGAUGCCCGACGUUGCCAAGAAAUAAUAAUAAUUUAAAAAAAAAAAAAAAAAAAAAAAAAAAAAAAAAAAAAAAAAGGCAGGAGAAAAGCGAAGGGGCGGGAGCGCGGCAGCUCCGCUCCUGCCAGCCCGGGGACGCGGAGCCGGUGCCGUCGGUAUGUGGCGGAGCGGCGAGCAAGCUCUAAUCUGUUCCUCUGGCUGACCCGGGGCUCGUUGCAUCUGAAUGUGACCUCUAGACAGAGCAUUAAUAACGAACGUGGCGCUGACCCAAGCUGACAAGGGGUGCGGCGCUUGGCACCCGCUCCCGCCCUCCCUCGCUCACUUUCUGUCUCCCUCGCUCUCGGCUGAAUGUCAGCGGCAGGGGGAGGGAUCCAGGAAAACAAAGCUUGGCUAAUAGUUUUCUCCGCUCUCAAGUGGAAUCAAAGGCGCUUUUCUUUGGGGACGUGCGCGCCGGCGAGCCCGGUGUGGCACCGACGGGCGCCCCAGGACACCGCGGCCCCGCAGCUGCUGCCCGGGCACUGGAGCGACAGAUGGAGGGAGGUUUGGCACCGGUGUCACCAUGGCCAGAACGGGGCCUCUGCUCCCGCACAGCAAGUGGAGGCUUUGGGAGGAAGAGGAGCUCGGAGAACGGGGUACUGUGCUCAGCAUCUCGGGCAAGUGAGAGGAAAGCUGGAGGGGCAGCGCGGCAGGAGAGGGCUGUGGAUCGCACCCCCUCGGCUCUCUGCAGGUGGGGGCUUGUACCAGAGACAUUCCACGGCUCUCCUGCUGCCCAGCUCCACCGUGGGCUUGGUGAGGGCGGAGAGAGCCCGUAAAAGGGUCCCUUAAUGGGAGCUCACGCGGAUUAACAGACCAAGGUUAUAGGGGAAAAACCAAGUGAUAUCAUUCCUACACCCGACGGGACCUGGUGUGAUCCUUCAGUACCUCGUGUGCCCACACACCCUCCUGGGAGCGAGCACGGAGCCAGUUCUGGCUACGGCACAGCCAAAAUGUGCUGCAAUCCUGUUCUGGAGAAGGACCAGCCCUGUGGAGUCAGCGACACCACCCAAGGCAUCCCGAAAGCGUGGUCUGCAUGGCUUCCCUGAACUAACCCCAGGGUGGUUUAGAGGUGAUGCUGGCACCAGCCUGCCAUGCUCCCAGUGGACCUCUCAUUUGGUGACUGGACACAAGCACGCCUCUGAUGUGUCCCACAGCUACAAGGGAGCUGAACUUCCAGCACCUUUCACACCCAUCCUGCCACUUCCCUGCAGGGAGGCAGUGUCACCAAACAAGGUGUGGGUACAUGACCAGCAAGGAGUUGGGACCCCUGACCAGCUCAGCUCUAGUGCUGUCCCCUCUCUGCCGGCCCUGGCUGGGGACCCUCAACUCCCAAGUCUCCCCUUUGAAACAGAAAAUUCCUACACCACUGCAUCCACCUGCUGCAAAACCUGUGCCCUGAUCACAGACCUGCCUGGUUUUACUACUCUUGCCACAGCCUUUCUUUUAUGCUGUGUCCUAUCCUUUGACACCAGGGGACAGAGUCCCCCUCAGGAUGCCUGCUGGAGAUUUGCUAUCCCCUCUGGUCCAGCAUGGCAGUGAGUACAUGUGGAGCAGCCACUGCUGGCAGGCCCAGCUCUCUUCUUUCACCUGGUUCAGAUACUAUUCCCGCUCCCUUAUUGUUGAAAAAAUAAUACUCAAAAUUAAAAUGUAGGCAGCAAAUUAUAGUAAUUACCCAGCAGUUCCUCCUGA
Messenger RNA from Oenanthe melanoleuca, 2816 nucleotides. RefSeq lists its product as uncharacterized. The record is from RefSeq and is a predicted model, not a curated record. Lineage: Eukaryota; Metazoa; Chordata; Aves; Passeriformes; Muscicapidae. The coding region runs from base 355 to 1002 and encodes 215 amino acids. The transcript is spliced from 3 exons.